Molecule: messenger RNA, 2169 nt
Organism: Gallus gallus (chicken)
Lineage: Eukaryota; Metazoa; Chordata; Aves; Galliformes; Phasianidae
Gene: UTS2RL1
Product: urotensin-2 receptor-like
Exons: 1
Coding region: 1025-2020 (331 amino acids)
Biological process (GO): neuropeptide signaling pathway
Cellular component (GO): membrane
Molecular function (GO): urotensin II receptor activity
Source: RefSeq, a predicted model, not a curated record
GGGGAGAGGAAGGAAGGAGUGGAACAGAAAUACGUAGCCCCUUGAUCUUUAGGAGCUUGAUGGUGACUAAUGACAAGGGUGGGAGAGUGCUAGGCUAUAAGAAUGGGAGAUCUUUGGCGGUCUGUGGGGGUCUUUGGUUGCAAGACUAGGGACUAAACGCAUUGACUACACCUCAGGAGGUCUUUGGACAAAAGUAUGGGGCAGGCCCUCUUGCCCUAGCUUAGCUAAGGGUCAGGGGGCAGCACCAGUUUUUUUUUCAGUUUUUAGCGCUGAUCCUUGAUUAUCUCUUAAAGCCUCUGUUGUUUUUCCCUCCUGCCGGACUCAGAAGUCUUGUCUUUCAUUAAAUCUUCCCUCAAAGGAAGAAAACUGAGCAAGGGGGAAUGGGAAAAAGAAAGGGAGUAAAGAAAAAGGAGGAGAGAGAAGGAGGAAGGCAAUGGGGAAGAAGGAAUGUGUCUUCUAAAACAGAAGCUCCCCUUGGCUCCUCAGCUGGUGACUAGCAGCUCAGUACAAAUUGGGACCGCAUUCACACCUGUGUGUGAAGCUGAGUCAGACACAUUCCUAUGCAGUGGGCAAGGCAGCUCUGCAGCGGUGGGCUGGGGGGACACUUACCCAGCAGCGGAGCUGAGAGAACACAGAGACUCGAGAGAAGGAGGAAUCCACUAGUCCACAGAGUCUGCUGAUUUUCGGCCCGGCGAACACUGGAGGAGCAGCAAGUGAGGAGCUGGUGAAGAACACAGACAUUUCUUUGCACCUAUCAGUCUUGAAGGGGAGGAGGUGUCCCUUUUUCAGCCUGAGGAAAACCAGCAGAUGGCACUUGUGAUGAACAAGACUGGCAAAAUAGACUGGAUGGCUGAAGGUGAGGAAUAGACUUCUCUGGAGACUUACAUUUGCUGAGUUUGUGCCAUUAAUCCUUUCCUUGGCUGCUUUUGUUAGGACUAGUUGUGUCCCCUACAGCAAGCAGGGCAGGCAGGAGGAAGGAGCGGGUCUCCAGCGGCCUGACUGCUCUUCCACCCCACCCCCAAAGAUGUCUUGUGACUCUUCCCUCAUCAGUGUAACGCCUGGAGAGGACCUUGAGGGUGGCAGCUUCUCAGAGGAAAGCAGCGGUGAGGAUGACAUCAGCGGUGUUCUAGGAGGGGACAGCCCCGUGACAGGGCCGCUGGGCACGGUGCUGCUGCUCAUGUGCCUCAUUGGGAUGGUGGGGAACAUCUACACGGUGCUGGUGGCCUCUGGCAAGGUGGCAGGCCGCUCAGCAGGCUCCUUGGGGGUCUACGUGAUCAACCUCGCCCUGGCUGACCUCCUGUACCUCUCCACCAUCCCCUUUGUGGUCUGCACCUAUUUCACCCAUGACUGGUUCUUCGGAGACGUGGGCUGCAAGCUUUUGUUCAGCUUGGACCUCCUCACCAUGCAUGCCAGCAUUUUCCUCCUGACUGCCAUGAGCCUGGAGAGGUACUGGGCAGUAACCAGGCCACUGCAGGCCAGGCGGGCUGGCGGCACUUACCGCAAGCCAGCCAGUGCCAUCCUUUGGCUCCUUGCCCUCCUGCUUACGGCCCCCAUGAUGGUUAUGACCCAAUUGCGGGAGGGGGAUGGUCCCAGCAAGCGCAUCUGCAUCCCCACAUGGACACCAGCGGCCUUCCGGCUCUACUUGACGGUGCUCUUUGCCACCAGCGUCCUGGUGCCCGGUGUGGUGCUGAUCAUUGUCUACACCCUCCUGGCCCGGGUGUACCACUCUUCCACCUGGCACCCGGGGCUGUCAGUGGCCGGCCGGGCUCCCUCCCAGCGUCUCUCCUCCAGGAUCUCUGCCGUUGUGGUGGCUUACUGGGCCUGCUUCCUCCCCUUCUGGGGCUGGCAACUGGCCAGGCUGUACCAGCGUGAGGGCAUAGGCAUGGGCCCCACUGCCCAGGCCUACCUCAAUUUUGGUGUCACUUGCCUAGCCUAUGGCAACAGCUGUAUCAACCCCUUCCUCUACACCCUGCUAGCCAGUAGCUACCGCCAGCAUCCCAAACACGCUAGGAGGCCAUAGCACCUUCCUGGCUUUUGGGUAAAUGUUGGGGGUCAUAGGGAAUAGCAGAGGGAGCCCUGGGCGAUGAGCAGUACCUGAGUGGGGGAUAUCUCCCAGGCUUUUGUGAGGGUUGAGUAAUGAAAUAAAAGUGUGUAGUCUUUUGCGCUGCA